CUUACUUUCAAAUUUCGGGCAGAUCCUCGACAACUUUCUUUUUGACCAAGGAUCAAUCCAACGUGAGGUCAUAAUGGCUGAAGCACGCGGAAAAGCAUGGCCACUUGCAGAUGAGGGUCUAACCAAUUCUAUCUUGGACUUGGUCCAACAGGCCGGUCAGUAUAAACAACUAAAAAAAGGUGCCAAUGAAGCGACCAAAACCCUUAACCGUGGAGUGGCGGAGUUCAUUGUACUCACAGCGGACACCGAGCCCCUGGAAAUUCUUUUACAUCUUCCCCUUCUUUGCGAGGAAAAGAAUGUUCCAUACGUGUUCAUUCCUUCCAAGGCAGCCCUCGGACGCGCAUGCAAUGUAUCCAGGCCUGUCAUCGCUGCUAGCGUCACCACUAGCGAGGCCAGGGAGCUGCAAAGCCAAAUCCGCAAUGUCAAGAUUGCGAUUGAGAAGUUGAUGUUCUGAUGUUCUCAUUACAGAUAACUACGGAUAUCAUGGUUGUUGUAUUAAUUUACAUCUCAUGUAUGCAUGGUAGCAACUAGAUGUCAAAUGGUGUAUCUUGACCUUCCCGAGGUGUCUGGUGACAGCC
Suillus paluster is the source of this 578-nucleotide messenger RNA. Its product is annotated as 50S ribosomal protein L30e-like protein. Gene Ontology annotation, molecular function: RNA binding. The transcript has 4 exons. Gene Ontology annotation, biological process: maturation of SSU-rRNA; mRNA splicing, via spliceosome; ribosome biogenesis. The record is from RefSeq and is a predicted model, not a curated record. NCBI's taxonomy places the organism in Eukaryota, Fungi, Basidiomycota, Agaricomycetes, Boletales, Suillaceae. The coding region runs from base 74 to 454 and encodes 126 amino acids. Gene Ontology annotation, cellular component: small-subunit processome; box C/D methylation guide snoRNP complex; precatalytic spliceosome.